AUGUUCCGAACUUCUAUGAGGCAAAUGUCGGGGACUUCUCGCACAUGGCAAGGAUUCCGCAGCCAAAUACCAUUGGUCAAGUCCUUGAUACUUACGGUGGUGUUUGGGUCUGCGGUGGUGGAGGCUACAAAGAGUCGUAAAGAUCUAGAAGGAUACCGAAAGACAUACGAGUUCCGGUUUAGUGUAUUAAACGAUAUCAUUGGGAAACUUGAACGAGACGAGCCGGUCGAUAUCCAACAAGAGUUAAAGGUAGUCAAUACGCUUACCAAACAUAGAUAUAAUACCGCCACAGAUAUUGAAUUGGAUGAGCAACUAGAGGAUUUCUUAAAGCAAGUGGAAUCAGAAAUAGAAGAAACGGAAGCUAAUAAUAAUGAUGAUGAUGAUGAUAAUAAUAUUGAAGUUGGUGAUGUUACCCCCGUAGACUCCAGCAAAUAUAUAUAG
This is a messenger RNA of Lizanozyma spartinae, 441 nucleotides long. RefSeq lists its product as uncharacterized. The transcript has a single exon. NCBI's taxonomy places the organism in Eukaryota, Fungi, Ascomycota, Pichiomycetes, Serinales, Debaryomycetaceae. The record is from RefSeq and is a predicted model, not a curated record. The coding region runs from base 1 to 441 and encodes 146 amino acids.